AUGGCUCACGCGCAGAGGAAGACCAGAAAGCUCCGUGGUCACGUCUCGCACGGACACGGACGUAUUGGAAAGCACAGGAAGCACCCUGGAGGUCGCGGAAACGCUGGAGGUCAACACCACCACCGCAUCAACCGUGACAAGUACCACCCAGGAUACUUCGGAAAGGUACUUUUUUAGGUAUUUAUUUUUAAAUGUUUGAGAAAACAUUCCUCCUAUCUUGGCGCUUCCAUUGGUGAAUAUGGCUGUGUAUGUUAUAGGAGAAAAAGUAAUGCCGUAAGGCUUUCGGGUCUCCUUCGGUGUUUGUCUCAAAUUUUGACAAAUGUCAUCCUCUGGGCUCAAGACAAUAAACAAAAAAAUUAUUCGAUAUUGUUUUCCUAAUUUUUUUAUGCUUCCAGGUAGGAAUGAGAGUUUUCCACCUCAACAAGAACCACCACUACUGCCCAACCGUCAACGUCGAGCGCUUGUGGUCUCUUGUCCCACAGGAGGUCCGCGAGAAGGCCACCGGAGACAAGGCCCCAGUCAUUGACUGCACCAAGCUUGGAUACUUCAAGGUUCGUUCAGAUUUGUUUAUCUCGUUUUAUCUCUCGUCUUGGCGCUUCUACUGAUACAUGUGGAAUGUGUAUGUUACGAGAGAAAAAGUGGUGCCGUUUGGCUGUCGUGUCUCCUUCGGUGUUUGUCUUGAAUUUCGACAAAUGUCAUCCUCUGGGCUCGAAACAAUUCUCAAUUUUCCUAACUUCACUUUCAAAUUUUUAGGUUCUCGGAAAGGGACUUCUCCCGGAGACGCCGCUCAUCGUAAAGGCCAGAUUCUUCUCCCACGAGGCCGAGACAAAGAUCAAGAAGGCUGGAGGAGCUUGUGUUUUGGUGGCUUAA
Messenger RNA from Caenorhabditis sp. 36 PRJEB53466, 870 nucleotides. The record is from the annotation of a GenBank genome assembly. Lineage: Eukaryota; Metazoa; Nematoda; Chromadorea; Rhabditida; Rhabditidae.